This is a messenger RNA of Setaria italica (foxtail millet), 2518 nucleotides long. RefSeq lists its product as uncharacterized. Bases 284 to 2131 code for a protein of 615 amino acids. NCBI's taxonomy places the organism in Eukaryota, Viridiplantae, Streptophyta, Magnoliopsida, Poales, Poaceae. The transcript has 5 exons. The record is from RefSeq and is a predicted model, not a curated record.
AGGCGGGUGCGGGGGGCGCCAGCCAACCGCUGCCGCGCAGCGCAAGCGCCGCCACCGAACGCGCCCCGCCGGCCUCCUCUCGGCUCUCCCCUCCGCUUCCCCGCGCGGCCCGCCCGCCCGAGGCGACGCGACGCUCCCCCGGGAAUCCAGCCUUCCCCGCUAUCUUCUCGCGGCGCUCCCUCAAAUAGGCGUCGUCUUGUCCCUCCCCCCGCGCGCCAGAUCACGGUCCGCGUCAAGGGGCUGUGUCGUCGGGUUGACUUGGGCGCUGGCUGCCGGGGAGUUGAUGGGCGGGCCGAGCGGCCGGCGGCGGAGGUGGGCGCGGCGGUCGUGCCGGACGGGAGGGGGAGCCGGGGUCGUCAGGCGGACGGUCGCGGUGACGGCGAACAGGGCGAGCACGGCGCCGCCGCGGGUGGCGGAAGGGUUUGCCCAUGUGGACAAGCAACGGCGUGUUCAUGGAGUACUAUCAGAUUUCAGAUAUAGCAGUGGAUCCACAGAUUAUUUAUCUUCAGACAUUGGGGAAUUCAAGCAUAAGAGCUCCUAUGGAAGUUCUCGAAGAUGUCAUCCGUCAGAGAGAAAUAUUACAGAAACCAGCCACGUGCAACCCUCGGUGAUGACAGAAUUGGAUGGUUUUCAUUCUUCAGGUGCAGUUCUUGUAGAUUCAACUUUUAUUCCACGGCUAAGAGAAAACAAAACCUCCAGCAAUAUAGAAUUGUGCCAUACUAGCAGCACUGUUUCAGGAUUGUCCAUUCGGCCUAAAUAUUACCUCAACAAUCCCAGCAGCAACUUGAAGAAUCCUCCAACUGUAAAGAGCUGCAGUGAUAUGAGUGAUUUUAGUCAUCAACUAGUCAGAAGCGUUAAAAGGUCAGCUUCUACAAAGAUGGGCUUAACAAGUGCAAACAGUUCCCUUUCUGAGAAAAUGUCAUUGCUACGUCAACCACGGUAUGGCGGUAAUCAUCAGGACCAAAAUUGUAUCAGUACUUUGAAUCGAAGACAUAAAAUUGUGAAUCCUAGAGGAGUAAAUGACCUGCUUAAUACAGAGGAGGUCCAUGACCAGCUUGAUUACUCAUUGGGAGGAUAUUCACAGGCUUUGUUAAAUAAUGCAUUAGUUCGAGAAAAGCAAAUGUACUGUUCAACUGUACUUAAUCAAAAAGCAACUGAAGAAUUAUGGAGCCCUGCAGACAGUGAAUCUGAGAAGAUAGUAUGCUUUUCCUCUGGUGACAGCAUUGAUGACUUGCAAGUAUCGUCUUCAAGCGACACUAGUGAUAGCUCCAACUUAUCAUCUCUAGGUGCAGUAGCUAAUAAUCAAUGGAAGAUGACCUUUAAAAAGGUAUACUGCCCUCAUGCUGCACGCCUAGACUCUACGUCUGUCAUAUACCGCAAAGAGAUAGGUCAGGCUAGCCCGAUAUCUGUUCUUGAGCCUCCAUCUGAGGAUAGCUCUGAUUCUGAAAACAUCAGGCGAGAGCCUGCCGAUCUGUAUGAUCUCCAACUGAGACUUGAGCUUGGCACAUUUGCACCAGCAGAGACUGCUGCAGAGGCAAGUAGCGUUGGCAGAACUAGUGACUAUUUAUCCUCUGAAGUGGAGUCGAACAACAAUGAACCUACACAGCUGGUUGAAAAUAUUCUUGAAGAAUUUGAAGAUGAAGAGGAAAGGGACUUUUCUUACUUGCUGGAUAUACUGAUCGCUUCUGGCAUUCAUGGAACUGCAGAGGAUCAACUUUACAAAGUGUGUCAGUCGCUCGACUGCCCUGCCAGCUAUGAUGUCUUUGAGAAGUUGGAAAACAAGUACAAAGUUGUUACGUGGUCAAGAUCAGAUAGGAAGUUUUUAUUCGAUAUGGUCAACACAGUAUUGUCACAAAUUCUUGCUCCAUGCUUGAACAUGCAACCUUGGGUCAAUACUGCCAGGAACUUGGCUCCACUAUGGGGAUCUGAGGGCCUGUUGGAAAAGGUCUUGCAGGUGUUAGAUCAGAGACGAGAAGAACUUGCACCGAGUAAGACGAAGCCUGAAAUGAAAAGAUUUGAUCAGAAGUGGCCAGAUUUAGCAGAUGGCAUCGACAGGGUAGGAAGGGAUAUUGAAAAAUUGAUAAAAGAUGAUCUUUUGGAAGAACUGGUACUUGAGCUACUAUCCAGUUAGGUUUCCACGGCCCAUAGUAGGGCUUACGCAUUGUAGCAGUACAGGUCCCUUGAUUUUUAGUUAGUUUUUGUAGUCAGUUAUUGUUCCUUCGGUCCUUACGAUGGAUUUGUUUUAUUUUUCUUUGUUAUUAAAAGCGGUGGUUGACAGGGUUUUUGGUCUAGUCGCCGUGCUUCCGGUGAGUUCUAUUGGAUUAGGUGAUGUCUGUAGCCAAAUUCUUUUCUUCCUUGAAAAAAGUAUAUGUCGAAGCGGGAUUUGUAAGAAUGGGAGUCUUAUCUGUCGAGUUUUGUCGGCUGUGAGAGUUUAGUCUGUAGAUGAGGGCAAAUUGUAGUCCCCAGACAUUUGUAUUGUUCUUGAAAGGAAGAAUAAGUGCCGUGUUCUUUUGGUCAA